AUGACGUCAUUUCCGUCUGUCGAGGCCGUUUUUUCAAGAACAGCGAUUCCUCCGGAUUUCAUCCCGUGGCUGUUCGAAUCCGUCGCCGCCGUCGCCCUCGCCGUGUCGCAACUGCCGCCGCUCGUGUGGUGGCUGCUCCUCGCGGUGCUCGCGGCGCUGCUGCUAGUGUUUCUCUACAAUUGGUUCGACCUGCACGUGGUCAGCCACGUGUUCGUCGGCGAUAGGGUGAAGGUGGUGCACAACCCCGGAUCCAACGUGGCGCGCGCCGUGUUCGCGCGAAUGCGCAUUCCGCACUUCUGGCCCACGCCGUGGCUGUGCAGUCCGCACCUGCAGACCACCUUUGUGCACUUCUUCGCGCCCACGCCCCACGUGCCCUACAUCAGGCAUGUGGUGCGCACCCCUGAUGGUGGCACCCUUGGCCUCGACUGGGCCGAGCCUGCAGCAUCAGGUGUCACACGGCAUGGGUGGCGAGCACUGGUGCCCAAUCAUCGAGGCCUGGGGGGCGUCACCAUCACUUCGAACCGGUUCUACAAUGCGGGGUGGACCACGGACCUGCGCUUUGUCAUCAGCCUUGUACAGCAGGACUACCCCCACGCGCCCCUCUAUGCCAUCGGCACGUCCCUGGGUGCAAACAUCCUGGUGAAGUACCUAGGGGAGGAGGGUGCCUCGGGCCCCAUUCAAGCUGCUGUCAGCAUCGGCAAUCCAUGGGACCUGCUGAUCUGUGAUCGCUGGAUGAAUCGGCGCACGAGGCAGCGCGUGUACAACACUGCCAUGGUCACAGGGCUGCGCGACUUUGCCAAGCUUCACAAGGACAGCUUUCGGCACCUUGUGGACGUGCAGCAUGUCAUGAAGGCGCGCACCAUCCGCCAGUUUGACGACCGCAUCACACGCAUCGUCAGCAACUACGAGACCGUGGACACAUACUACCGUCGCUGUGGCUCAGCCCAGUUCCUGCCCGAGGUGGCGGUGCCAUUGCUGGCUGUGAGCGCACUGGACGACCCCAUCUGCACCCGAGAGGCCAUUCCCUGGGACGAGGCAAAAGCCAACCCAAACGUGGUACUGGCAGUGUCACACCACGGGGGUCAUCUGGCGUACCUGCAGGGCCUCACUGCCAGCAGCAUAUGGUGGGUGUGUGGGCAAGGGGUGGGCCUCACUGCCAGCAGCAUAUGGUGGGUGUGUGGGCAAGGGGUGGUGCGCGUGGCAUGGUGUGCGUGCGUGGGGGGAGGGGGUGUGCGGUUGGGUGCUAGCAGUGUCGCACCAUGGGGGGCGUUUGGCAUAUGUCGAGAAUCCCCUUACCCUGCUCCUCUCUCCGCUAGCUCAUCUUCCUCCCAGCCGCCUCUCCUAUCUCCCCUGGUUCCAGGAUAUCAACCAACCACAUCCCCUCACCUCACUUCUCCUCUCCCCUUUGCUGUUUACUCCCAGCUACUUCCUUUCUUCUUCAUCCUUUCUUAUUCCGCUUCACUCCCGCUUACUGGCCUCUUACUUCCCCAUCCCCCCAGCUCUCUCCUCUUGCCUUGCUUCCCCUUUUCCUCCUCACGUGUUCCCAUUGUUGAUAUGCACCAAUAA
Molecule: messenger RNA, 1566 nt
Organism: Closterium sp. Yama58-4
Lineage: Eukaryota; Viridiplantae; Streptophyta; Zygnematophyceae; Desmidiales; Closteriaceae
Source: the annotation of a GenBank genome assembly